Messenger RNA from Fopius arisanus, 868 nucleotides. Its product is annotated as putative odorant receptor 92a. NCBI's taxonomy places the organism in Eukaryota, Metazoa, Arthropoda, Insecta, Hymenoptera, Braconidae. Gene Ontology annotation, molecular function: odorant binding; olfactory receptor activity. The transcript has 2 exons. Bases 91 to 777 code for a protein of 228 amino acids. Gene Ontology annotation, cellular component: plasma membrane. Gene Ontology annotation, biological process: detection of chemical stimulus involved in sensory perception of smell; sensory perception of smell. The record is from RefSeq and is a predicted model, not a curated record.
GCUACAGCCGCUGUUGUCUUGGAAUUUGCAUUUACUCGAUAUCCGUUUUUCGCCGCCGUUGAUAAUUCCAGUUCAUCAAUCAGAAGUUUAAUGUUGGGACCUCCAUGCUGGAUCCCUGUUGCAAUGCCUGUCGGCCUUUAUUUAACCCAAUAUUAUCUAAUCUUCUUCGGUUUGUGGGUCGUUGCAUUCCUCUACAGCUCCUGCGAUGCAUUCAUUAUCAGCAAUGCCCUGCAUAUUUGCGGUCAGUUUGAAAUACUCAAUAUGACCUUUGAUGACUGGCGUCCAGAAGAGAGUGAUUCAAACGCGAGGUACAGAAUACGAAAAUACUCGAAACGUCACAACGAGCUGUUGCUGCUAGGCAAUCAGUUCAAUCAGUUGGUCAAUAUCUCCAUUUUACUUGGCAUUUUUGGGAAUUGCUUCAUCGUUUGCUCCUCAGGAAUUGCUCUUCUCAUCUCUAUGAAGAAUGGAAAUGCUCUCGAGGAUGUCAUCAAUUGUGUAGUCAGAAUUUAUGUUGGCUACAUGUCAUUGUUUAUGUACAGCUAUUUUGGAGAGAAAAUGUUUUACCAAGCGGAAAAUUCCAGGAUGACUGCGUACGGAUGCCCGUGGUAUAUUAUGCCGUCGGAUAUUAUCAAAGAUAUUCAAUUUAUUAUAAUGCGGAAUAAUUCCUUCUGCCAUUUAACUAUUGGUGGAGUUUUGAUUAUGAAUUAUGAGAGUUUCAAGCAAUUGACACGACUCAUGUUUUCGUCCUUCUCAAUUCUCAAAUUGAUGAUUGAAUAAAAAAAAAAAACACGUGCCGUUAUAAAAUAAUCUGCAUCGGUCAUUUAUUUCUAUCUGAUUAUUCUCCCCGUAUUCUACAAUUUUCAAUUGC